This is a messenger RNA of Populus euphratica (Euphrates poplar), 1125 nucleotides long. RefSeq lists its product as uncharacterized. The record is from RefSeq and is a predicted model, not a curated record. The transcript has a single exon. The coding region runs from base 136 to 492 and encodes 118 amino acids. NCBI's taxonomy places the organism in Eukaryota, Viridiplantae, Streptophyta, Magnoliopsida, Malpighiales, Salicaceae.
CUACUCUCUUCUCUUCUUAUAAUAACUGCACAAGCACCUCUGUUAUGCAAAUUGCUACUGCUGUAUCCCUUGGGCCUAAAACAAACAGGAAAAAAAAUAUAACUCGCAGGUACAAGGUGGCGGUGUGAGGAACACAUGGCCGCAGGAGCUGCCGAUGGGUUCUUCCGUUAUGUCCAUGAGAGUUGUCUCUCCGGUGGUGAGAUGGGUAUUGAUCGUAGGCCAUACCAUCGCAAUUGCAGCUGUGCGCUUCACAAAUCGAAAGAGAAUUGUUCACAUGCAAUGUCGAGGUAUAAAAAUGUGUCGUAUCCAAUAAAAAGGUGUUGGAGUGAAGGAAGUUUGGCUUUGAUGGUUGCUAAUUCUUCUUCUUGUUGUCAUUCUUCUCCAUCUUCUUCACCUUCUUUACAAGCGGGGAAGAGUACUGCCACUCCUCAUCAAAGGAGGUUAAGCCAUGAUCUUGAUCUUGAAGACCAAGUGUGUUCUUUCAAGUUCUAAUCUUUCUAGUUUUUUUUUUGGUGGGGAUUGGUUUUAUUCUUGAAUAAUUUGGUCUUUAAUAGUGUUUCGUUUGAUCUGUCAAAUGGUUGGUGUAGUUUGUCAUGAAAAUGAAGAUAAAAUGGGUUCGUUUUGUAAGGAUGCUAGAAAUCUCUCUUAAUGCUAAGAAUUUCAGUUGUGUAUUGCGGUGUAAAAUUAGAUGUUCUGUAUGUGUAUAUCCAUCUUCCAUGGCUUCUGCUGUUUCUCUUCUAUCUACUUCAUCUUCCAUUCUGGCCCAUGUACAGAUCUAAGAAACAAGGAAAAGAAAUAAAAAAAAGUUGAAAUAGAUGUGAAGUUGGCUAUGUUCAAUGUGUUUCGUUGCCUUUCAUUUGAACAAUCAUCAAUCGAUGAAUUACUUGCAGAGAGAAGCAACAGAAAAUAAUUGCUGUUUUCAACAAAUUCCAAGCAAUUCCAGCUGUAUCAAAGAUUAUCAAUCUUGGAUCUGUCAACAUCAAGAAACUUCAGAACUCGGGGAAGUUUGAACCGUUUUAAGAUGACAUUUAAGUUUUUAAGAUGACAGAGUGGGUUGAAUGGUCAAGUCAGCAUCCGCACACUAAAAAGCCAUAAACGCGUCAACAAGGAUACACCUUUAAAGAA